GGCUGAGCAAGACGACUCACUCGCCACUGCGACCCGCCGCAACACCUCCCACCCACAACGAUGAAGAGCUGCGCCUUCGCCCUGUCGCUGGUGUGCCUGGUGGCUGCUGCCGCCGCCUACACCACCAAGUACGACAAUAUCGACCUGGACGACAUCCUGCAUAACGACCGCCUGCUCAAGAAGUACCACGAGUGCCUGCUCUCUGACAGCGACGCAUCCUGCACGCCUGACGGGAAGGAGCUCAAGGCUGCCGUCCCUGAUGCGCUGACCAAUGAGUGCGCCAAGUGCAACGAGAAGCAGAAGGCUGGCGCCGAGAAGGUGAUCAGGUUCCUUAUCAAGGAGAAGCCCGACCUGUGGACGCCGCUGGAGAACAAGUACGACCCCACCGGCACCUACAGGCAGAAGUACGGCGAGGAGCUCAAGAGGGUCUCCUCCUAAACUCCUGCAGCUGCUAGUCUCCGCCACUGUGAUAUCUGCAAAUCAGUAUCUCAUGUCUUCAAUUUUUUCCAUUGUCAUAUGCUCAUCUUCAUUAAUAAAUAAUUAAUAAACAAUGGAAAA
Messenger RNA from Schistocerca nitens (vagrant locust), 558 nucleotides. RefSeq names its product allergen Tha p 1-like. The transcript has 3 exons. The record is from RefSeq and is a predicted model, not a curated record. Bases 61 to 438 code for a protein of 125 amino acids. Lineage: Eukaryota; Metazoa; Arthropoda; Insecta; Orthoptera; Acrididae.